AUGAUUGCCAAACCUCACCUGCUCAGCCUAUGUGAGGAUAUUUCGAAGGCUGCUGGUCGGAUAAAGCUGCACGUCAGAAAAACUCCCCUGGAAUACUCUCCUUGGUUAAGUGACAUUGGCAAGUCGAAGGUCUAUAUUAAACUGGGUAAGUAUAGUAACCAACCUUCACUGCUUAUCCACGGUAACGAAUUUCGUCUUGGUCAAUCGGCAAUAAGCAGUGUUGGAGUUUGAUAAAUAACAAGAUCGUCACUAACUCAAAGGGUUUAUAUAUGACGUUAAAAAUAAUUUAGUACAAGACGCGUGAAUUUUACAGAAGGCAACGUAAAGUGCCAAACAUUCACGCGUGAAAUGGGAUCAGGCCCCUUCACUCCCCUCCCCCCCUGACCUUUGCUACCCUCUUCAUUCUUCGAGGAUUUUGGUAUUAAGAGUUCCACACCCAAUCGACUCAUACCCCGACCGUUCCCCCUUUGAUUCAUUUUGUUAGUGGUAGUCUAUAAUAGGGUUGAAUAUUGAGCGAUAGGGAUUUGAUAAUAGGGUUCUACAACUUCAUCAUGCAGAUUUAUUAUAGAUUUGUAGAAUUUCUUGUCAAGUGAAUUGAUCUUUCAGGCAUGAUUAAACAUAUUGCAAUUGAACGCUGUUGGGUUUCGUUAAAAAACGGUUACCACCAGUCCAGUGCUUCUUAUAGGUGCUCUUCUUGCCUUCUGUCAAGAUUUUAUUUAUAGGAUUUGUACAGCUUUUUGAGUGAUCAUGGCUGUAUGUUUCAUCAUUGGCAGUUGCUUAAUAAUUAUGAAAAAGGCGGUCAAAACCCCUGAAAGUGUUUGGAGAAGAUAACUUCUCUUUCCUUUGGAGAAUUUUAUAUAGGUCUUGAAAAGGCUUUGUACCCCACCUUUGCAGGGGACCAAAAAUGUUCUGCAAAAAUUUGCCAGGCUAAUUUUUUGCUGGCAUGAAACCUCAAAUAUUACAUAUUUCUCCUAAGACUAGAGAUGAGUGUAGGUACGGUGAUAUCUUAAAUUGUGUGGCAAUUCAUAACAACCAUUCACAUCACAGCUUGGAGAAAGCUCAAUUACUAGCCGCUGUUUGGAAACGAGCUGACACUCACCCUUCUUCUUCUUGAGAGGAUCGAGGACUAGACCCAAAAAAAUGGCAGAAAUCAAGCCCAAAUCUAGGGCUAAUAUAUUUUUAAAUAUAUCAUGAUGAAUUGUGGACUUUUACUAAAUUCCAUUUUGCAUAUUUAUUCUCUGACACAUGAAAAUAACCCUGCUUAGUCUUAAAUGUUGAUUUUGACUUAAGUGUUGUUUGUUCUCCUUUGGGGACAGUAAAAUGUUUUUUUGUAAAUAACAGUUAUCUAUUUUCAUUAAUAUAGAGAGUGAACAGAUUACAGGAUCUUUUAAACUGAGAGGAGCCUUCAACAAACUCCUCACCCUUAAAGAAUCAAAUGAUGAGGUUUUUCUGACUAAUGGAGUGAUUACAGCUUCUACUGGAAAUCAUGGAGCAGCCACUGUAAGAUGAAUUUUUUCAAUAUGGUUGGUCUUAAUAUUUAACAAGCCAUUGUUAUUUGAUGGAGAAAACUUGUACCUGUAUGAGGAAUGACUAGCUUUACUUCAAGAAAGUGGCUUCAUGCUUCAUGCUUGUAGGGAAUUUAAAGCUUUGGAAAUCAUGGGCCAAUUCACAGACUUAAGCCUUUUAAUUUCUAUAUUUUUUUUUAUUUAACUGGUUAUAUCUAUGAUAAAAUGUCAGUAAGAGUCUGCAUGACUGAGGGAGAGAACAUUUGUGGCCAUUACUCAGAUUAAAGUAUUUUAAAAGUGGUUGUGAGGUCAAAGACACCCUUUGAAGUCAGCCCCAGUCCUUUCAAGUAGUUAUAGUGGAGCCAAGAAUGAAGGUGGUUGGCAGUUGUCCAUUUAAAUUAACCCUGAUAUUAUGAAGUGACAAGUUAUUUUUUAAUUUAAAAUGUUUCUUUGUUUGUUUGUUUUUUAUGUAGGCAUAUGCAUCAAGUAAAGUUGGCACUCCAGUUACUAUUUAUGUACCAGAGACCACUUCUUAUGCCAAGCUGAAAGUAGUAAAACAGUUUGGUGGGUCUGUGAAGUUCCAUGGAGAAGACUGUGUUGAAGCAGAGGUGACAGCCAGGAGUGCUGCUAAGGUUCAACAACAUUGCUGCACUCCUUAUGUUAAUGGAGCUUCUCUCUCUCAAUGCUAACAAUAGAAGCACAAAAUAAUCUGUGUUUGGCUGACCACAAUAGUGUGGGAAGAUGGUUGAAAAAGCCAUAAUAUAUACUUAGAUAAGUUUAGUUCUAGCUCGUAAGUAAACAAUGUCCAAUUGUGUAAAAAUCUACCAACAGGAUUGCCUUGGAUUCCAGGAGAGUAGUAGUAUUUCUAACAAUUUUGUGCUGCUGAAAUCAUUUCCAGGGCUGGAUGAAAGCAAUGCAACUGGUCAUUCAGGCUAGCAAAAUCCCUCUCUGAGAAUAAGCAACUUUUUGUGUUAAUUUGCAAGUACCCUAAUUUUUUUCAACAUUAAGAAAACAAGCCAAAGGAAAGAAGCUUGAUAAUAAGACAAACAGGCUACAAGUUAGUGUCAUAGCUGUUAACCCUUUAACUCCCAAGAUCUUCUCCACUCUACCUACUACACAUUUCCUUCUAAAUAAGUCACAAGAAUUUGGUGUUAGAUCAAAUGACCAAAUGAGGGAAUACAAAUAAUGAUGGGAAUGCGUGACAAGUAACGCAAGAUCUACAUAUCGCAACAAGAGCCCUCAUAAAAUGUAACAGGAAAUCCCUCCUUGUCCCAUUUGUUUGACAGUGUAUGCUUAUCCCUUUAGGAAAGUGGCAUGCAUUUUGUUUCGCCAUAUAAUGACCUUGUAGUUGUUGCUGGGCAAGGAACCAUUGGGUAAAUAUUUAUUUGUUAUUUAUGUUGGUGGUGUUUAGUUCAUAUUUGUUUAUUUAUUAUUUUCAUUUAAUUAUUAUUUCUUCAGUCUUGGCAUGUGGAGAAAAAUAGAAACCUUUCCUUGUUACUGAGUCUUGCACGCUGACAGCUCAGCUUUUUUAAUUGUAAUACUUAAACUCGACUUUUUCGAUGGCGAAAAAACUUUGUUUAAAAUAUAAUUACAGAGUCGUAACGAGGUAUGUGGGCUCAGGGAUCAAAGGGGUGGGAUCUGGGAUCAGAAGCCUGGGAUCGGGGAUCAAAGGCAGAGCCACGUAGAGACAGAGGGAGAAACGUAAAGAAAAACAAAAUGGUGUUUUUUAAAAAUAUUUUUCAGAUGAAUGGCCAUGGCCAACACAUCGCAUAAGCCUCUCUGACAUGGCCAGCAAACAGGGAUCGCUGCGUCAAGGACAGGAUCAAUUUUUUUUUCAGUUUUUAGAUGGGAUCAGUUUAGUUUUUCGGGAUCAAGGAUCGAAAUUAUCCGAUAUUUUGGGAUCAUGGAUCACAAAAUAUAGAUAAAAGUUAGGAUCAUUAUGUAUUCCAAAUACCUCGUUACGGCCCUGAUAAUUACGUACCUCUUCCUUCCAUCCAAUGAAUCUUUUACGAUUAUUUUUUUGUGUAUCCUCCACAAGUGGAACCUUUUGAUAUGACUGUUUAUAUUUACCACUGAAAUAUUUAACUUGAAUGAAAUGCAAACACAAAAUGAACUAUUGAGUAGUUUUGAGGAAUUUAAAGUGAAAGGGCAGAUGGAAGCGUUGAGAGCAUGAGAGUAUAGUGACUUAUCAGAAACCCGAAAAAAGCCCAAAACUUACAUCAAAUUAAAAAAAUGUGACGGGGAAAAUGACAGGUGACAUUUUGAGGCCCAAAAGGAUUUACGAAAAAACGAGAAAAGAAACAUUUUUACCGAAACCAAAUGUUACAAAAGAGAAUUAACAAACCCAGGGUCGAUACGAAAAUUUGUAAAUGAAACUGAAAAACAGAUCUCAAAAAUCGCCAAGCCAGAAAACGAAGAAGUUGUUGCCUCUUUCAGUUAAUGUUUUUGUAAUUACUUUGCUAAAACGUACAGCGACUUUCUCUGUAAUCUACACAGGGUGGAGAUCCUCGAAGACUUGGCCGAUGUUGAUGCAGUAUUCGUUUCUGUUGGAGGAGGGGGACUUAUAGGAGGGAUUGCAGCCUACCUGAAAAGUGUGAAACCCGAAAUAAAGGUAACAGGUCUCAAUGAAGAAGGAAAAUGAACCUUCCUUUUGAAUGUGCAUCGGAUGAUACGUGAAUCGCAUGGAAUUCUCCUGGUAGGGUUUUCAAUAACAGCUGGCUAUCGACGUCCCACCGCCGCUUGUAAGAACUCUUACCACCGUCUGUUGAGCUUGCAAUCAGGCUCUGGUGUUUUGAUUUUGCCUUGCGGCUUUUUUUCCGGGCACAGACACCUAUCACACCAUCGGCCGCCUGUGGAAAAAGUUAUUGAAACCAAAACUUCUGCAUUGGAUGAAAAAAUAUGAAAGUGGCGUGAGAAUAUUUAGCAGAAACUUGCCUUCAUGUUCUUUUGCCUUGCCACAACAACGUUUGUGCAGAAAAUACGAAACAAGUAAAAUCGCUGCGUAGUGCCGCGGUUGCCACUAGUUUUCCCGCCAAAAUGAUCCACCAAAAUAACACUCACUCUCGUGCGUGCCCGCGUUUUGUCUCGGUCAACGGUCAAACGACCACGGAUGUGUUUUUCUUGUUUUUUUUUUUUGCGCGUAUGUUUCCGUGUAUGAACACAACAGUCAAACCCUGAGUAAGGCAUGGGCGAGGGGAUCGAUUAUGACCAGCUCUAUGCCAACAACUGCUGUCUUACAAAAUAAACGAAAGAAAAUUGAAAAGUUCAUAGAAAGGUAGAGAAAACUCGAAACUUUUCGAACAGGAAGCUUAUUCAAACACAAAUAUUUGUUGAUUUACCAUUCUGUUUUGAGCUUUAUCAAAAAAAUUCUACGAUUUUUAGACCAUGUGAUUUACUGGCUUGUGUAGCUUGUGUUUGUAACUCGUGUGAGAUAACUUGGUUCUGAAAGCAUGAAAAUACACCACCUAGUCAUUGUAGGCGCAUUCGUUUGAGCGCUUUGUUGUGUGUGUCUUGUUGUUGUUCGUUGCUCGGAGCGGGAAAAUGUGGGACUGAGAAGGAGAUUUAAAAUACCUAAAAUAGACUCUGCUCAUGCCGACUCAACUGUUGAUUUUAAUGCAGAUGAUUGGAUGUCAGCCCUCACAGUCUGCGGUGAUGUCAGAGUCAGUGAAGGCAGGAAAAAUUUUAGAUCUUCCAUCAGGUGACACGCUGUCUGACGGUACAAGCGGUGGUGUCGAGGAAAACUCAGUGAGUAUUAACAAGUAAGGUGAUCUUACGUAAAAUUCUGAUGAGGUGUGGCAUGAGCGCAGGCUUGUAAAACUCUUUACAUGUUGCGUCCGUGUUUAGUUAACUAUUUCACAGAUGAGGUUCACGUUUUAUCUUUUGUUCAAAUUUUAAUUUCCCUAAUUUUUCUGGGUAAGGUCAUGAAGGAAAUUUUUAUUCACGCUCGUUAUACCCCGGCUUGUCUUGCAUUGAUGUAAAUGUCAUGGGUACAUUUUGUCAUGUGUUUUCUUCGCGGAAUGAUUAUAGCUGAGUGAUAAAAGUUUAGAAAAAAGCAUACUAUUAAGACAUGGCUGAAGGUUUAGGUGUGGAACCUAAGCAGCUCGCCUUGACAAGACCUGACAAAGUCGGCCGAUCGAAAGAACUCUUACCGUUCUGACGUUAAAAAGAUGCAUACGCUUUUUUCUUUGUUAAGAGAAAAGGACAAACACAAACCUUUCGAGAACGAUGAUUCAGGAAGUUCAUAGAAGCCGUUGGAUUAAUUCUAGUUUUUCAAAUUUUGCUUUACGCUUUAUUUUUGGGACAUUUGCUGAAAGAAAGAGAGUUGUGUUUUUUCAUUUCCUUCGGGAGAAAAAUUAUGUGUGUGCUUUCAUGCAUUAUAAAGUAGAGUUGUAUUUCCACAUUUUUUUGUACUGGUGAUAAGGUGACGUUUGAUCUUUGUAAAUAUCUUGUCGACGAGUGGAUCCUUGUGUCAGAGGAAGAAAUUAGUAGAGCAGUUUACCAAUUUAUGGAAAAUCACCAUAAAGUGAGUCAGUUACAUUUUUUUUAUUGCCUAAAAAUUUGUCAGUUACAUUUUUUUCUAUGUUUAUUAAAUCGACAAGCUGCUGCAGCAGGCGGGUGUGGACCACUAGCAUGUUUAUCAAAGACUAUUAUUUCCCCCUCCCUGUUCUCCCUUCCCCUUCGCGAGACCUGA
Molecule: messenger RNA, 6195 nt
Organism: Pocillopora meandrina
Lineage: Eukaryota; Metazoa; Cnidaria; Anthozoa; Scleractinia; Pocilloporidae
Source: the annotation of a GenBank genome assembly